Babesia ovata is the source of this 825-nucleotide messenger RNA. RefSeq names its product cytochrome c oxidase subunit. The coding region runs from base 1 to 825 and encodes 274 amino acids. The transcript has 3 exons. Gene Ontology annotation, biological process: mitochondrial electron transport, cytochrome c to oxygen. Gene Ontology annotation, cellular component: mitochondrial envelope. Lineage: Eukaryota; Apicomplexa; Aconoidasida; Piroplasmida; Babesiidae. The record is from RefSeq and is a predicted model, not a curated record.
AUGACGCCAAACAUGGCCUAUCGCAUCAUCUCCAGCCUCUCGAGGCCGUUCAAACCCACAUGUGGUGUUUCGAAGACCGAUUUUUUCCGCAACAGCGCCAGAGGAUAUGUCCACUUUUCGCGCACGCAGACUCAUGACUUCGAGCUGCCGAUAGACACGAUGCCGAAGGAUAUAGACGCGCUGAUGAAGACGGACCCGAAGAAAAUGGACUACUUCGGUAGUUAUUGGUACUGGAGGAUCAGGGGAGAAUCCACGCUGAUGGACGCCGACUCCCUGCCGAAGAAGUCGUACAAGCAGCUGGCGGUAGACCUCGGCAUGCAGGUCGUUAACGAGCCCUCUGAGCACAUGCUCGGCCUGCUCGAGCUCUACGAAUACCUGAAGACCUCCCCCUUCGUCGGCCCGUUCGGUACAAUAAAGAACCCCGUGCUAGUGCCGAGCGUGCUCACCGAAAGGGUUGUCGGCUGCACUGGUGGAGCCGGCGAGCACGAGCAUGUGCCACUGUGGUUCCGUUGCCGCGAGGGUUUCCUAUACCGUUGCGGAGAGUGCGACCAGAUUUUCAUGCUCGUAAGAGUGCUUUACUCACUGCCGGACGGAGAAGAUCCCUUCCCGGUUGACCCGGACAUCGACGAUGUAUUCAACAAGGACGUGCUGGCCAAGGGGCACCUCAAGUGGAACUCGGGAGAGUACCUGCGCUGGCCGGUGGGCAACGCCACCUACAAACAGCUGUUCCUACAGGGCAAAUGGGGGAAUCCAGUGCCAGAAAUUACAGCGUCUAAUGACGGCAAUGCUGACCCGAACCGGCUCUCCGAAUUCAGGCCGCAGUAA